Ooceraea biroi (clonal raider ant) is the source of this 1395-nucleotide messenger RNA. RefSeq lists its product as uncharacterized. The record is from RefSeq and is a predicted model, not a curated record. NCBI's taxonomy places the organism in Eukaryota, Metazoa, Arthropoda, Insecta, Hymenoptera, Formicidae. Gene Ontology annotation, biological process: detection of chemical stimulus involved in sensory perception of smell; sensory perception of smell. Gene Ontology annotation, molecular function: odorant binding; olfactory receptor activity. Gene Ontology annotation, cellular component: plasma membrane.
CGAGAAGUUUCUCUGCCUCCCGGCACAGUAUUUCGAUUUCGUUGCGGAAAGAUGAACUUCCUAGGGCACGAGUACUAUAAACUCAAUCGACGCCUCCUUUUGCUAGUCGGUCUGUGGCCGUAUGAGCAUUCAGUCUUCAAGUAUUGUCAAAUGAUACUUUGCAACAUCAUCGUGAUUAUGACGACAGUCUGUCAGAUCGCGAAAUUGAUCGAAUUGAGGCAGGACGUUAAUCUCGUGAUGAAACUUCUCUCGCCUAUCGUGCUUUACGUAGUCUACAUCAUAAAAUAUCAAACGUUUUGUAUUGUAGCUAAAAAGAUAAGACACCUCAUGAAACAUAUCGAAGAAGAUUGGAAUAUGCUGAAAGACAAAAAAGAAUUGGAGAUCAUAGGGAGAUAUACUUACAUUGGAAGUGUGUGUACCUUGUGUUUAACAAUACUCGGUUCUUUGGGUACAUUAACUUGCUUCUUUCUGCCGUUUGCACCGAGCAUCCUCGAUAUCUUUAUGCCGUUGAACGUUUCCCGCCCGCGACAACUCUUGUUUCCAGGAGAAUACUUUGUUGAUCAAGAAAAAUAUUUUUAUGCAAUUUGGUUGCAUUUAGAUAUUACUUUAAGCUUAGUGGUCACAACUCUGAUAGGCACCGAAUCGUUGUAUAUAAUUUACAUACAACAUGUGUGCGGAAUGUUUCAAGUGGCCAGUUAUCGAUUAUAUCAAGCAUUUGACAAGAAAGUUUUACAAGCUUAUGCACCUGAGAAACGAGCGAUCAUCGUUUAUAGAAAGAUAAUCGAAGCUAUAUAUAUUCAUAAUAGAACUAUCGAAUUUUUCGAAUUUUUGUGGUCCACCCUAAUGGUAUCAUACAGCAUUCUGCUUACAAUCGGCAUUACAUCGCUGGUUAUGAAUCUUUUUUGCCUUUUUUAUGAAGCAUUAUUUAUAAAACAAAUAAACGAAAUUAUGAGAUUACUUAUAUUUAUCGUUGGUCAAGUCUUUUAUUUUUUUUUGGGCAACUUGAUUGGUCAGAUUGUGAUAGAUCAUAGCACCGGUAUCUUUCAGAAAACAUAUAUCACGCGAUGGCAUAGCGCUCCUGUGCGAGCACAGAAAUUAUUGCCGUUUAUAAUGCAAAGAAGUAUGAAAAGCUGUAAGAUGGAUAUGGGGGGUAUAUUUGUUUCGUCAUUCGAAGGAUUUGCAUCGCUUAUGAGUACGACUCUGUCAUAUUUUACGGUACUUUGGUCGGUACACAAAUAGAAUGUAAGCAACAAAUCGUAGUCAUUAAAUUAGUAAAAUUAAAUAACAAUAAGAUAAUUAGCGAAACAUGUUCAUUUUGGUUUGUACUGUUUGAUAAAAAAACUUAUUAUAUAAGAGAUAAAAUAAUAAGUGCCAUCAAUAAACAAUCAUAUCAUA